AUGCAGAAAAAGAAAUUGUCCACUUUAGUAAGUGGGCUAGAGUCCUGCUUCCCACGGUUCAACAAAAUGGAGCAGGAGCAGUAUGAUGUGAAGAAUUACCUGAAACGCUGUCAACUCUUCUCGAAAGGCUUUGCAGGACUCCUCAUGAUUAUGCUUUUUACACACAGCCUGACCGCCAUCGUUAUAUACGCCUUUAAGAGAUUGUGGCUCCGAUCCCCAGAUGCCAAGCAAUCUCUGCCCUUUGUUGACCUGGCGCUAUGGAACUGGCACGGAUCGUGGCGAUUCUACAUGACCUACGUCAUGCAGGUGGUCUCUGGCUAUACUGCCACAUGUGGAAACAUGUGUGCCGACCUCAUUAUCUUUGCCGUGGUCUUUCAGGUCACCAUGUACUUUGACAGGCUGUCCAGGGCUCUCAGGGAGUUCAGGAUCCUAAACCGUACCGAGGUUGAUGGAGUGAGCAAGAACCUGGAGGAGCUCCGAUCACUGAUUGCCUAUCACAUCAAAAUACUCGGACUCACCGAUAUAAUGAAUGCGGUCUUUGGUAUUUCGUUGCUGCUUAACUUUCUGGCCUCCUCGUGGCUCGUCUGCCUUGUGGGUUUUCAGUUAACCAUCGAAUUCAGCCCCGAACAUUUCUGCAAGCAGGUGCUACUCCUAGUUUCCGCUUUGGUCGAGAUAUAUCUCCUGUGCUGCUUCAGUCAGAUGCUGAUCAAUGCGGUCUGUUAA
Molecule: messenger RNA, 723 nt
Organism: Drosophila takahashii
Lineage: Eukaryota; Metazoa; Arthropoda; Insecta; Diptera; Drosophilidae
Product: odorant receptor 67a-like
Biological process (GO): sensory perception of smell; detection of chemical stimulus involved in sensory perception of smell
Cellular component (GO): plasma membrane
Molecular function (GO): odorant binding; olfactory receptor activity
Source: RefSeq, a predicted model, not a curated record